AUGUCGCUUCAAAACGACUUGCCCCGAGGCUUUGUCAAGCAAGUCGUCCGACGCGCCACUGUAGUUGCCAGAGCUGCCGCCACCUCGUCCGCCUCUACGACUGCGGGCGCUCACCAGUCAAAUGUGAUCGCCAGAACGCAAACUUCGAGUCUUCAAGCACCUGUAGUCGCCAUCAUGCUUGGCGGCUUCAUCGGUGUCUUUCUGCUGUUCGUGCUUGUCGGCAUCACAUGCAAGUAUGCAAAUCGUCCGCGUUCCGAUGCCCGCCCACAGGCUCACGCCAAGGCCAUGUUCCAACCAUCAGCAGCGGGCUACGGCUCGACCGCCGGCUAUAGCACUGCUGCUCCUUCCAUGCACGACGUCUCCAACCCCAACGUUGGUCUCCUUGACUCGGUUCAGCCCAUGGGUCGUGGUGGACGCUACGAAGAAGCUGACGAUUCACUUGGCAGUUCCAACGGCAUGCUCGGCGGUAACGGUGCGCAUGGUCAGAACGGCGGCUUCGGAAUGAUCCCCAGCAACAGCGCCGGAAGCUUCAACGGCGACGAUUCGCGCCGGUUCGCUCCGUCUCGAGCCAAUGGUCACGCUCGAGGCGCCAGCAGCGGCAUCGAGCUCCCAGGUCCAGCGGCAUCAGCCGCCUUUCGACGAAACGUCAGCGGCUCGCAUCCACCUGUCCAGCCGCAUCCGGACGAGUCGUACGACUCUCCUCAGUCGGGUCACGCGCUUGCGUCCGGAUCCAUCAUGCCCGACGGCUCGGGUUUCACUCCAGGCCAAAUCUUUGACCACAACGCCAUCAACGGAGGUGCACCAAAAGUGUCUCCGGAAAUGCACGAACACCGCAGCAGCUAUCUGGGCGCACCACCUGGCGUACUCCCACGCCGCAACAGCUCGGCGCGAGAUCAACCACAGCAGCGAGCCUACCUUCGCGGUCCACCUCCGUCGAGCUCCAAGAACCGUCGUUCGCGCUACCACCAAAACCAGGCGUCCACCGACUCUUCCGCGAUGCGACGCAGCAGGAUCGACAGCGUGGGACCAGGGACCUACCGGAAAUCCAUGUUUUUGCAGGAGGGCGAGGCCUCGACGGACUUUACCGGCGGAUCGCAGAUGCGUAGGACCACGUCGAACAACAACAACGGCGGAGGCGCUCCCAAGCCGUUGCGCCGUGUAGAGAGUAUUGGUAAAGGCGAUGCGAGGAGAGCGAGUCGCUACACGCCUAGCAACGGCGCCAGUAGGAAUCCGGCUACGGUCAUGCCAGAGGGAGUGCAAAUGCCGAGUGGUCCAGCAGGGUACCGUGAUGGGAUGCCAGCGUCGAACGUCGAUGCCUAUCUGAAUGCAGGCGGGCAGGGUGGAUGGGGCGAUGGAAGGCGCUCGCCUUAUGGAGGCAGCUCCAACGGCUCGACCAGCCCGCUUGGUCCGCUGGGCCCCAACGAUCCCAUGCUCACAAUGCAGCAACAGCAGCAGCAGGGAGCUGCCAGGGCGCUGUACGGCGCAGGCUUGGGCGCACCCUCACCAGGCUCCUACGCUCCAUCGGCACCAUUAGGCGCUGGACUGGGCCGAGGGAUGGAAGCCUCUUCAUAUGCCGCAUCACGGCAGGUUUACUGA
Pseudozyma hubeiensis SY62 is the source of this 1596-nucleotide messenger RNA. Its product is annotated as alkaline phosphatase. The record is from RefSeq and is a predicted model, not a curated record. NCBI's taxonomy places the organism in Eukaryota, Fungi, Basidiomycota, Ustilaginomycetes, Ustilaginales, Ustilaginaceae. The transcript has a single exon. The coding region runs from base 1 to 1596 and encodes 531 amino acids.